CAUAUUAAUGAUCAGAUUCGUGGGUUAGAGUCUUGGCUUCACUAAGUUUUUUCUGACUUCCCAGUACAAAAUAAAAGAAAUUUCUACAUUUGAAUUAAUACCUCAAACCAACAUGACCAGGCAGUGCCGACUCAUGACCAAGAAGUACUCGGUUUUUUUUCCCUGGUUAUUAUCACUAGCAUUUUUAUACUCCCGAUAGCCUGAAAAAAUGGGCGUAGCUUCUGUUCACAGCAAUGACAGCAUCCGGGGAGCCAAGCAGAAAAAGGACUCGUGUGCUCAUGGAUCUUUAACACACUCCAACGCCAGCGACAAGGAUGCCAACGCGACAGAGCGACAGGAUACUGCAAACACAUCGGAACUAGUAAGAAAUAGAUCUACUCUGCAGGUUGCUUUCAUGUCAUUUGUUCUAGCUUCCAUUCCAUAUGGACUGUCAACCACUAUGUUUUAUCCCCUUAUCAACGGAGGUCCCGUAACUAUCAUCUGGGGAUGGCUUGCAGUUUCAUUGAUCAUCAUCUGCGUGGCAGCGUCCCUUGGAGAGAUCACAAGCGUAUAUCCUACCGCUGGCGGAGUUUAUUAUCAAACGUUUAUGUUGUCGCCUGUCCGAUGGAGAAAGUUAGCAGCCUGGACUUGCGGCUGGUCUUACGUUGCUGGCAACAUCCUCAUUACCCUGGCCGUCAACUUUGGAACGACGACAUUCCUCGUUGGAUGUAUCAACGUUUUUGAGUCCGAAAUUGGAAUUGGUGGGCUUGCAAGUGAGACCUAUCAGCAGUUCCUGAUUUUCGUUGGCAUAACCUUAGUAUGCAACGCCGUCUCGGCACUAGGAAAUAGAUGGCUACCCUUACUUGAUACCUUUGCCAUCUUUUGGACAUUCGCAGGCUUGAUCGCUACUAUAGCUUGUAUUUUGGCCCUAGCUAAGAAUGGUCGACAUUCAGCUGAUUACGUCUUUGGACACUUUGAGCCCAUGUCCGGCUGGACCUCCGGCUGGGCAUUUUGUGUAGGCCUUCUGCAGGCAGCCUAUGCGACAUCUUCUACCGGAAUGAUUGUAUCCAUGUGCGAAGAAGUUCAAAACCCGAGCGUCCAAGUCCCAAAAGCUAUGGUCGGAGCAGUGAUUCUCAACACUUUCGCUGGACUCCUUUUCCUCAUUCCUUUGGUUGUCGUCCUUCCCGAUCUCUCCGAACUUGUCACUAUUGCAUCCAGCCAACCUGUCCCCGUGAUCUUGAAAUCUGCGGUCGGUAACUCUGGCGGUGCAUUCGCCCUGUUAAUCCCGCUUAUCGUCCUUGCUAUGCUAUGCGGCAUAGGCUGCACGACUGCUGCCUCGCGCUGUGUGUGGGCAUUUGCGCGAGAUGGUGCCAUACCAGGUUCACAUCUGUGGAAUCGAGUGGACAAAUCCCUUAACAUGCCUCUCAAUGCAAUGAUGCUUAGUAUGAUAGUACAAAUUGCUCUUGGACUCAUUUACUUUGGCUCGGUUACAGCAUUCAAUGCCUUCUCUUCUUCCGGUGUUAUCUUUCUGACUGUCAGCUAUGCGGUACCCAUUGCCGCCUCACUCUUCACCGGACGCAAACAAGUGAAAAAUGCCAGCUUCAAUCUCGGUGUCUGUGGUGUGUUCUGUAAUGCGGUUGCUCUUUGCUGGACUGCGCUUGCAGUUCCCCUCUUUUGUAUGCCCACAUACCUCCCGGUUACUGCGGAAACGGUUAAUUACGCCUGUGUCGUCUUUGUUGCCGUUAUAGUCAUUGCCUCCGGAUGGUACUGGAUUUGGGGCCACAAAAACUACCAAGGUCCUCUCGAGAAUGGAAUUCCAGUAGGUGUUGAACACCAUACGUCAGAUAUAUCAUCUGAAGAAGUGGUCAUUUGAGAGCCUCCGAGGACUUUGGAAUAUAUAUAAUAUCGUUUCAUUCAUAUAUCUUCAAUUGGAAAUCUUCAAAUGUUGAAUAUUGGAAAGUAGCGCUGACUACUAGGAGACUCGCAGCAUACAUUAACGUACUCCAGGUGUGGAGCCCAGUAGAACGAAUCCUGAUUCUGCGCAUUUGAUCGAGUAUUAAACUGUGAAUCUCGGCUACAAAUAUUGUAUUCACAGUGCAUAUCAAGUAAACAUCUAUACAAAUAUCCAGAAGAGAACUAUUCACGAG
Talaromyces proteolyticus is the source of this 2126-nucleotide messenger RNA. Its product is annotated as putative amino acid permease. The transcript has 4 exons. Gene Ontology annotation, molecular function: transmembrane transporter activity. Gene Ontology annotation, cellular component: membrane. The coding region runs from base 209 to 1852 and encodes 547 amino acids. The record is from RefSeq and is a predicted model, not a curated record. Gene Ontology annotation, biological process: transmembrane transport; amino acid transport. Lineage: Eukaryota; Fungi; Ascomycota; Eurotiomycetes; Eurotiales; Trichocomaceae.